Komagataella phaffii GS115 is the source of this 459-nucleotide messenger RNA. RefSeq lists its product as uncharacterized. NCBI's taxonomy places the organism in Eukaryota, Fungi, Ascomycota, Pichiomycetes, Pichiales, Pichiaceae. The transcript has a single exon. Bases 1 to 459 code for a protein of 152 amino acids. The record is from RefSeq and is a predicted model, not a curated record. Gene Ontology annotation, biological process: mitochondrial respirasome assembly. Gene Ontology annotation, cellular component: mitochondrion.
AUGGCUUCAGUCAAUUACCCAUCAUCGUUUGAUAAGAAGGACGAAUUCGAAGACAUGUCCAUUUUGGACAAGAUCUGGUUCAGAUGCAAACAGCAGCCUUUGGUGCCUAUUGGUUGUUUGGCUACCUGUGUUGCUGUCGCUCUGGCAGCAAAAGGUGUUAGAACCGGGGACCGAGUGAAUGCUCAAAAAUGGUUCCGUUGGAGAGUGGGCCUGCAAGGUUUGACUCUUGUGGCCCUUGUAGGAGGUAGUUACAUUUACGACAGACAGCAAGUCACGCAAAGAAAGACAGAUGAAGACCUUGCUAGGGAGAAGGCUCAACAUAGACAGGACUUAUGGAUCCAGGAGCUAGAAAGGCGCGACCAGGAAACUAAAAGGAAUAAGGAAAGGGCUCGACUUGCAAGGGCCCGUCUGGAGGCGGAGCGCUCAACGGGUAUUUUGGACGAUGAGCCCCCCAAAUAG